ACAAAAGGCGAAGUAGCCUGACUAGGGCUAAGUCUGCAGACAGAGAGGGAGUCAUCUCAUUGGCGCCUGAGCCAGCAAAGAAGUCAAGAUGGCCAAAGUUCCUGACCUUUUUGAAGACCUGAAGAAUUGUUACAGUGAAAAUGAAGAAUACAGUUCUGAAAUUGACCAUCUUUCUCUGAAUCAGAAAUCCUUCUAUGAUGUGAGCUAUGACCCACUUUAUGAGGACUGCAUGUCUCUGAGUACCUCCAAAACCUCAAAGACAUCUCAGCUUACCUUCAAGGAGAAUGUGGUGGUGGUGGCAGCCAAUGGGAAGGUUCUGAAGAAGAGACGGUUGAGUUUAAAUCAAUUCAUCACUGAUGAUGACCUGGAUGGCUUUACCAAUGAUGCAGAAGAAGAAAUCAUGAAGCCCAGAUCAGUAGCAUACAACUUCCAUAGCAAUGAAAAAUACAACUAUAUGAGGAUCAUCAAAUCCCAAUUCAUCCUGAAUGACAACCUCAAUCAAAGUAUAAUUCAACAAACAGGGGGAAAUAACCUCAUGGCUGCUGCAUUGCAGAAUCUGGAAGAUGCAGCGAAAUUUGACAUGGGCGCUUAUACAUCAGAAGAUUCUAAACUUCCUGUGACUCUAAGAAUCUCAAAAACUAGACUAUUUGUGAGUGCCCAAAAUGAAGAUGAACCUGUAUUGCUAAAGGAGAUGCCUGAGACGCCCAAAACCAUCAGAGAUGAGACCAACCUUCUCUUCUUCUGGGAACGUCAUGGCACUAAGAACUACUUCACAUCAGUUGCCCAGCCAAAGUUGUUCAUUGCCACACAGGAACGAAAACUGGUGCACAUGGCAAGAGGGCAACCCUCUAUCACUGACUUUCAGAUACUGGAAACCCAGCCUUGACUCUAGAGUCUACUUACUUGUGAAGUGUUGACAGUCCAUAUGUACUAUGUACAUGGAGGAGUCAAAUCCUUUACUUAGUCACUUUCUGAGCAUGUGCUGAGCCUUUGUAAUUCCAAAUGAAUGUUUACUCUCUUUGUAAGAGAGUGAGCAAGGUCUAAUGGAACAACACUAACAUAUGAUGUUGUUUGUUAUUUAAAGAACACCCUAUACUUUGCAAACUACCAAUCAGUUUAAUUAUUAUUCUUCAUAAUAAUCUUGGGAGGACUGG
Messenger RNA from Odobenus rosmarus divergens (Pacific walrus), 1154 nucleotides. It is a transcript of the gene IL1A, whose product is annotated as interleukin 1, alpha. The coding region runs from base 89 to 886 and encodes 265 amino acids. The transcript is spliced from 7 exons. The record is from RefSeq and is a predicted model, not a curated record. Gene Ontology annotation, biological process: cellular response to lipopolysaccharide; positive regulation of gene expression; regulation of nitric-oxide synthase activity. NCBI's taxonomy places the organism in Eukaryota, Metazoa, Chordata, Mammalia, Carnivora, Odobenidae. Gene Ontology annotation, cellular component: extracellular region. Gene Ontology annotation, molecular function: cytokine activity; interleukin-1 receptor binding.